UAAAAACAUAAAACAAAACAGCGCGAGUAAAAAAAAAAACAAAACAAAAGAGAACCCGAAGAUGAGUGGAUGCGACGGCGAGGAAGAGACGAAGAAACCGAGGCUGCCGGAAGAGAUGGUUCUAAGUUGCUUGGCACGGGUGUCAAGAUCGGAACACGCCUCCUUAUCUCUUGUGUCGAAGCGGCACCGUUCUCUAAUGUUCACGCCAGAGCUGUACAACUUGCGAUCCCUUUUCGGCUGCACAGAGAACCUCAUCUAUCUAUGCUUACGCAUCCCUCCACACCCAAAUCCACGCUGGUUCACCCUCUCACUAAAACCCCUUGAUCGGCGGCUAGUCCCAGUGCGGCGGUCUUGCUCUUCUUACCAGCAGCCUCCGGAAGCAUCUUCCAUGGUGGCUCAUGGUUGUGGAAUCUACAUCAUGGGUGGUAGGAUUGGCGGGAGAGCCACGUCGAGUGUAAUGUUUCUAGAUUGUCGAACUCACACGUGGAGCACUCUCCCCUCCAUGGGGGUGGCUCGAUAUUCAGCUGUGGCUGGUGUGGUGGACGGGAAGAUAUAUGUAUUCGGAGGGUGUGAUGACCGUGAGUCCAGCAAGUGGGGAGAAGUUUUCGACCCAAAGAAGCAGACUUGGGAUCCCCUCCCCAUGCCCCCGCCUUACUAUAGUCUUCCCACAAUGUGCGAAAGCAUAGCGAUAAAGGAUGACAAGGUGGUAUCUAUGAAUGCAGCAUUGACGUGUAUUUCCUACGUACCAAGUGAAAGCAAAUGGAAAAUAGGGAAUCAGGAAACCUCCGAGCUUUAUAGGUGUUGGCAUUUGAUAGAGAAUGUCGUGUAUUGCUGUGAAUUUGGUGGGCGGAUAUUGUGGCGUGAGGCACAUGAAUGGGAGGAGUGGAGAGAGGUGAUGGGCUUGGAGUCUCUCAGGGAAACUCUCGCUGCCUCCAAGCUCGUCAGCUAUGGUGGACGGUUGGGGGAUCUCUGGGAGUCCAACAAACCGCUGAUGCUAGCUGCAGGAUUUGAGAUAACAGAACUCGAUCAAGAACUUCCCGGCCACAAACUGAGCAACUCUGGUCCCAACAUGUUGAUCUUCUGGGACGUGCUUGCUCCUAAUAAGUUAGAGAUUUGGUUUGCGGAGGUCUCUUUGGAGAGACACAAGGAGACAUGCCAGAUUAGAGGAAACAUUUUGUGGUCCCAACCUAUCAUGACACUGGAUCCUCCUCCUCCACGUCAGCUUCACUGUCACAUUUUGUAUACUUCACCUCUCAACCUCUGAGUACCAAAAGCUCUUUCUUUAUCUAUGUUGGAUUUGUUUUUCUCUCUCUCUCUCUCUCAAAUAAUCAUCAAACAUUUUGGGUAUUAUGUGAUCUGGACAUUUUUUUUUUCUUUCUUUUCCUUGUUAACCAUCGCAUGUUGUUUUUCGUUAUGUGAUACAAAGUAUCAUGACUUUGCAACACCCUGUUCAUGGCAAGGUUUGUCUAACUGAACUCUCGUGGCACUUAGCAGAAACAAGAUGGAAAAAGUCAUCAACCACUGAUUUACUUGCUCUCUUUUUUUCACAAAGUUUAAUGUUGUAAGCUGCCAUCUACUUCGUAAUACAUAUAUUCUUAAAUUAUUUUUUUCUGUAUAAUUGUUUGUUUCAGAUCAUAAGCUUCCGCAUAUGUCGCGUAUUGCCUCAAUGGCUAACCAGAGUGACAGGAAGGCUUUGACUUCUCUAAGCUCUAAAACUGCAUCAACUAUGGAAACUGAAUCCAAAUCAGACUUUUAAGAUUAUUGUUCUUGCUCUUUUGAUUCAAGAAAGUUGUCGAGAGAAACUGAAAGGGGCAUUUACACCCUUCAAGGAGGUCAUCGGACCAUUGCGACAGUCAUUCUUAAGAUCUAACAGCUCGUGGCUCUUCUUGCGUUAGUUGUUGGCACGAGAAAGCUGAGAUGGUGGAAGGCUGAUGCUCUGAAACUUGAAACAGGUGAAGUGAUGGAGACUAAAGCUCAACUAGAAUCAGAACUGAAAAAAACAUAUAGAGAGGUUGAAACUGUCCAAGAUAUCAAACCAAGGGGAAUGGAAAUGGACAGUGAAGAUGACACGAAGAAAACGAUUUUGUUGAUGCCAUGAUUCAGAAGAUCUCCAAUGAUAUUACAGGAGAAUAGUGUGAGAAAGAAACAAGGAAUCACAUCUUCUACAUUUAUCAUCACCGGUAAAUAAACCUGAUGAGAUGAUGAGAUGAUUCAUCGAGAUCCAUGGGAGGCUUUAGAUAUAAGCAAUGGUACUACUAUAGUUAUUCCAAUGGCUUCUCAAAUCCGUUGUAUGAAACCAAUGGCGUCCAAGAACAUCAAGAAUCAAUAGAUGAAGACAUUGAUGCUGAAACCUUGCAAGAGCCCCAUGAGAGAAGCUAACAAGGCUGCUUUUUGACUGUUGGUACCAGAGACUACUGCCGGUGCUGCUUCACUUCCUGAUUCUGAUUCAGACAAGGACACUUUGUGAUGUGUUCAGAAGAACUUGAUCACACAGAGUAUUCAUCAAUGCUUCACAAAGCGUGAUAAUGAUGGAGACGUUUCCAAAGACAACCGUUGAUGUUUUUGCGCUGGUGCUUGAAUCUGGAGGCAGUGACUUCGCCGUUGUGAUAUUCUGAUGUGCCAGUCUUGCUCUAGCAGAUGCUGGGAUUAUGAUGUGUGACCAUAUCACAGCUGUCUCAGUGGUAUAUAUAUAUCCCAGUUGAUAAAAGCUGGGAAUCUUGGUGGAGUGUUGAGCAAGAAUAUCUCAAACAUACUAAUAUUAGAGGGAGGAUCUUCGAGAUUACACUUGCUCUUGGCUUCUUUAUUUAUCAGUACCAGCUCAAUCUCUCUCAGAGCACCAAGAGCUUUUUGGCAAUAAAAGAGUUCAUCAUUUUUUUUUUGCAUUUUCAUCUUUCAGUUCGGCCAGUGACCUGGAUCCAGAAGCUGUCUGUAGUCAUCGAUCUGUGAGCAUGUCUCAUGUUUCUGUUUUCCUUUUCUUUUCUUCAGAAUUGCAACUUUGAAAUUCAGACUGUAGAAUCCUAAGGUCUGAGAAACAAUACUCGAGAUCAAAUACACGUCGGUUCUAUUGUCUCUUUUGGCAAAGAGCAGAAUUUUCUUGACACUAUAUUUAGUUCCAAUCAUGAGAGAAAAAAUCAACACAAUGCAAGAGUCGAACAACCAUUGAUCAAAUCUUUGAUGAUAUCAAACAAAAAAAAACCAUUGAUCAAAUCUGAAAAAUGGUUAUGUAGUCUUCUUUGAUCGUUGUGGUUAGUCUUUCACUACAAAAUACUGUAAAUUCAUUAGUGAUUGACCAAUGUAAUAAAUGUCCUAAACAGUAAAAAAUGUUCAAUAUUGC
Molecule: messenger RNA, 3334 nt
Organism: Brassica oleracea var. oleracea
Lineage: Eukaryota; Viridiplantae; Streptophyta; Magnoliopsida; Brassicales; Brassicaceae
Product: F-box/kelch-repeat protein At4g39560-like
Exons: 5
Coding region: 62-1264 (400 amino acids)
Molecular function (GO): protein binding
Source: RefSeq, a predicted model, not a curated record